AUGGAAGCCUUGGUAUAUGAGAAUUCGCCUUUGGCCGAAUACUUGCGAGGAGAAGCUGAACACAAUCCGCACUGGACGGUGAAAGAAAGCGAAAAUGGAGACGAUCUAUCCGACUCUACGGCUGCCGAUUUUGCUCCACGCGGCGCGUCCAAAUUCCAGAACCGGAUCCGCAAUAAGCUACCAAAACCUCUCAAUCUCAAGGCAUCACGUCAAACUGCGGCUUUGAGUCGACUCUACGAUGCCUGCGCAUCCGCUUUGAAUUCACGCCUAGGACGAAGUGAUAAUGAGAGGUUUUUGGAACAGUUCGGCUAUGUCAUCGUUGCGUCGCAAUUAUUGAACGAACACAAUGCACCCUCGUACACCUCUGCUGCUGAUGUGCUAUCUAGCUCGCAUCCAGCUGAUCUACCCUCGAUUUCUACAACGUUUGGUCUACAAGGCGCUUUUGUGACUGCUUCAACCUCCUUCUCGAUCGCCUGGCUAAUGCACUGGAGUCGACCUCGCACAGGAACGGGGUUGAACCCCCGUAAAGUCGGGGUUUUAUUGGUUUUGGUUCCGGUGAUUGGAGUUCUAUUUUACGCAUUUGCGAAGCGCCAGUGGCUCAAAUACUUGCGCCACCAAGCGGUUGAUGCCGCCGUCUUAUUCAUUGGGAAUGCUCAGGGGUUUGAUUCCGCGGCUUCGGCGUCGGUGGUUUUCAUCCAGGAGGUGGAGCUGGUCUCCAGGGGCUACCGGAUAAGUACACCCCUACCUCCGAUAAGUCGACUUGAGGAUCAGACUCACAUCCGGCGCUGCUUAAGACUUCGUCGAACAGUAUCCGAGUCCUUUUACUCUAUGCUCGAUCACUACAUACAAGCACAACACGCCUUGCAGCCGCUGACAGACAAUGCAAAUCUCGCCAAGUAUUAUGACAUCUAUGAUGUUUCCCAAGAAGAUUUAAUCCAAAUUGAGAAUGCGUACGCUGAAAGAGAAACCGAAGACCAAUAUUCUCUACGUGGACUUCGCACCCUUUUUGGCAGGCUGUAUCUCGUGAGGAAGAGCAUUCUCUGCUGCCUGCUGGCUCUCGGAGCGGACGGUGGCGUUUCCGAUAUUGCGAGGUGGAGCACUGCCGUUGAGCAGAUGCGAAACCUAGCCAUUCUAACAGGCGAAAACAUGCAAAAAAUGACGAGUAUUCUGAACGAAGAAGAUCGCGUAGAGGAGGCCAUCCCACCGUCCCCUCUUCCAACCGCGUCUCCAGGCAAAGAGCGACUUCGUGCCCAGUACCGAAAGUUGAACUCACUAUCCCAAGGUAUUCGGACCUUACAUGCAAAAAUGCAUGUCAUAAAGGAAAUGUCUAGUGCCGAUAUGGAUCGCAGUGAUACCAGAGAGAUGGAAUCAACCCUCGUUGCUCAAUACGAAUCAAUCGGAGCUGACAUCAGGGGCUUACUUCAGGAAUGGGAGGCUGGCAAAUCUACCCUCUUGAAUAGCUUUGACAGAGAGUCUCAUGCAUUACGCUCGCGCCCACCUAGUGGAUUAUCUCCAGUAUCCCCCACUCCUAGCCUUGGGGGUACUACUGCGGUAGAAGGCAGUCCCGCUGAUGCGCUGAGAGCCCUGAACGGCGACAGCAGACCGGUAUCGGGUAUUAUCCAGAACCUUGAUGAUGUUGAAGAAGUUUUGGAAGCCGUGGCCCUUCCUUCACGUACUAAGCGGGUAUCUUUGACUCGAGAGGAACGUAUUGCGCGCGUGAAAGAAGACCGUGCUCGACAAGCCGCUGCACGAGAGCUGUUGGAAGCUCGUCUAGAACAAGCCAGUCUCCUCAAGCGUGUGGUCGACGCCAUCAAAGACCUCGUGCAGUACUGCAACUUCGAUUGCAAUGACUCCGGAAUCGCUCUUCAGGCCAUGGACAACUCCCAUGUUGCCCUUGUGUCCAUGCUGCUGAAGGCUGAGGGCUUCUCUCCUUACCGCUGUGACCGCAAUAUUGCUCUUGGUAUCGAUUUGGUCUCCCUGACCAAGGUCCUCCGAGCUGCUCAAAACGAAGACAUCCUGACCCUGAAGGCCGCUGAUGCUCCCGAUGUCGUUAACCUGAUGUUCGAAAGCGCUGAGACUGACAGGCUGAGCGAAUACGACCUCAAGCUCAUGGACAUUGAUCAAGAACACCUGGCUAUCCCAGACACAGAAUAUGCCGCCACAGUGGAGAUGCCUUCUGGGGAAUUCCAACGGAUUUGCAGAGAUCUCAAUGCUCUUUCCGAGUCGGUGGUGAUCGAGGCUACUAAAGAGGGCGUCAAGUUCUCUUGUGCGGGCGAUAUUGGCAGUGGUUCGGUUACCAUUCGCCAGCAUACUAGCGUUGACAAGCCCGACCAGAAUGUUACUAUCUCCCUUAGCGAGCCUGUUGCUCUCACAUUUUCCCUGAAAUACCUUGUCAACUUCUGCAAGGCCACUAGCCUUUCGGGCAAGGUGACUCUCUGUCUGUCCCAGGAGGUUCCCUUGCUUGUUGAGUAUGGCCUGGGCAGCGGCCAUCUGCGAUUCUAUCUUGCUCCUAAGAUUGGCGAUGAUGAGUAA
Aspergillus ochraceoroseus IBT 24754 is the source of this 2532-nucleotide messenger RNA. RefSeq lists its product as uncharacterized. Gene Ontology annotation, biological process: regulation of DNA replication; leading strand elongation; mismatch repair. Lineage: Eukaryota; Fungi; Ascomycota; Eurotiomycetes; Eurotiales; Aspergillaceae. The coding region runs from base 1 to 2532 and encodes 843 amino acids. Gene Ontology annotation, molecular function: myosin binding; DNA binding; DNA polymerase processivity factor activity. The record is from RefSeq and is a predicted model, not a curated record. The transcript has 8 exons. Gene Ontology annotation, cellular component: PCNA complex.